UUUUAAAAAUAAAAUAGGAUAGAGGAUCAAAUGUUGCAGUAGCGACAAUUCAUAUGUAUUCCUCAAAUAAAAAAAGGAAACGACGUUAUCAAUCACUCUUCUAUCGAUGCCUAUCACACCUAAUUUAAUCUUGACUGAAAAGAUCUCAGUGUCCAUCGAAUCGGCUAUACUCCGGUUGAUAAGAUGGCUCUUUGAAUUCUUUUCGUGAUAAGCCACCGCGACAUCAGAUGGCCCGAUAAAUGCGAUUUGAUAUGGAGAUGUACACUGGUCAUUCGAAACAGUUGUUCAUUCGAUCUGGAAAAAAGAAUAAUAACUGGCGAGCUUAAAAAAUCGUCACGUGACUCGUGCGUGCUUCAUUUCUCGGUCAAAGACCCGUCGAGUUAUCUAAAUAUCUCGAAACUGCCUCAAUCGCACGUAAAAUCGCGAAAUGAAAUAAAACAAAAAAUCGGCUAAGCAAAAGACGAAGCUAACAAAAUCUUCAUACGGAUUACGUUACAGUGAUCAUCACAAAAUUACUCGGAAAGUGUUACGGUGCACGCACGUCACUGUUUAAUGUGUUCGACGAAAACGAUGAGCGUGUCGUCACCAUUCCAAGUUAGAUUCCAAUGAGAUCGUGAGAACAAAGAAAUUUCGACUAUUCGUGAUGCUAAAAUAGAUAAUGCGCGAUCGAGAGCGUUUAACACGUCGAAAGAUUUAUCGCGCGGAAACAAAUGAACGCGAGAUGAGAGUUCGAGUUCGAGGAAAGUGCAUCGUCGAGGGAUGAUAUUUAUCACGUGUCCGACUUGUGAUUAAUUUGUCCGUAAUAAUAGCGGCGUUCCAAAGCCGCGAGUUUAAUUCCCGCCGCCUCGCGUCACGGGACGUCGAUCGCUGUUGAACUUCGAGCGAUUUUUGGAUGGACUCAAAUCUCGAUGAAUUUCUUGAUCACAGUAUUUUUUUAAUAUCGCGAUAUGAAACAACCGGGAGUGUUCAGCCUCCUGCUCGCGCUGUGUUGCGUCUCGAUCGCGGCGGACGAGCGGUUUUGUGCGUGGUACGGUGAGUGCGGAAGAACGAUUUUUUAUCCGCGGACUUGCGUGGCAAAAAAUAUCACCGCCCAGCCAGUCAAUGACGAGAAGGCCGAAGCUCUUCUGAAGAAAAGAUGUCCGCACUUCUUUGAAAAUAAUAAAUUGCCGAAAACAUGCUGCAACGCCGAUCAGAUUAUCACGAUGGACGACAGUAUGAACAAGGCUGAAAGUAUAUUUGGCAGGUGUCCGACCUGCGUAAGAAAUAUGUUUCGAGUAAUCUGCGAAUUUACUUGCAGUCCCGAGCAGAGUCGUUUCGUGAGAGUGACCAAUUCUUCCAUAGAGAACGGCCUUGAGUACGUCGUUGAAUCCGAGGUACACUUGACGGAGGAAUACAUAAAUGCGACGUACAAUUCCUGUAAGAAUGUUGUUAAUCCUACCAGUGGAAAUUUGGGCAUGGACCUGGCUUGCGGUCCGCACGGGGCUAGCCGAUGCUCACCGAAAUUAUGGUACGAAUUCAUGGGCGAUCCGGAAUCAAACCCCUUCACACCCUUCCAGAUGACAUAUGUUUACGACAUGACUAAUGAAUGGGGCGAAGAGCCUUGGAAUGCGACAGCUAAAAAUUGUAGUGAGCCUUACGACGACUUGUCCAAAGCCUGCAGCUGCGUCGACUGUCCUACCGCUUGCCCCUUCACGAAAUUAAAAAUUAAUUCACAGAAGAUGUUCACGAUCGGCAAACUUAAUGGUUACGGUGUUAUCGCGGCUAUACUUGUCGUUGUAAUCACGAUCAUUAUAACCGCGAUCAUAACCGCUUCAUACACCUUGUACAAGAACAAAAAAAGUGCAUUUCUUUCUAAACAUUUCUGGAUUUCUUUUAAAAUGUUAUUGAAAAAAAUAGACGGUUACAGGCAAAGCUACCAAAAAAUCUUCGAAAUAGCCUUCGCUGUAUGGGGAAAAGCGUUCGCCAAAUAUCCCAUUAUUACUUUGUUCACAAUCUCGUAUGUCGUUCUUGGUCUGAGUUACGGGAUUAUGUUCCUUUCGGUGACCGUAAACCCCAUAGAAAUAUGGGCAGCGCCAAAUAGUAGAUCAAGGAUAGAAAAAGAUUUUUAUGAUAAUCGAUUCCAGCCAUUUUAUCGGACUGAACAGAUCUAUAUAAAAUCUGUUGGACUUAGCAAGAUAAGUCACAAUACUUCAAACGGAGUUUUAGAGUUUGGGCCAGUGUUUGACAAUGAUUUCUUGCUAGCCGUAUAUGACCUGCAACAGCAGAUUCUUCAAAUAGGUCAAGAAACUGGCGAAGGAUUGGAAAAGAUUUGCUAUGCUCCAGUACAAAGCGAAUUCACUGGGCCAGUUACUCUCAAUUUGUGUACUGUGCAAAGUGUAUGGGGAUAUUUUCAAAAUGACAUUAAAAAGUUUAACGAAACAGAGAUUAUAAAGGGAUAUAAAACUAAUUAUCUGGAUCGUCUGUACAAAUGUAUGCAAAAUGCUUUUCAUCCAGAUUGUCUUGCACCAUAUAAAGGACCCAUAAUACCUGCCAUAGCAAUUGGAGGUUUUCUGAGGGAAAAUGAGUUUCAAUAUGAUUCCUCAGAUUACAUUAAAGCGACAGGAUUAAUUUUAACAUUUCUGGUGAGAAAUUCGCUCAAUGAGACGGAACUUGUGCCAAUCUACAAGUGGGAACAACGUUUCCUCGACUUUAUGGAAAAGUGGAAUCAAAAUGAUCGACCGGUCUUCAUGGAUGUCGCGUGGAGUACAGAAAAAUCAAUACAAGAUGAGCUAGAUAGAACCUCGAAAGCGGAAAUGAUAACGGUGGUUAUCAGUUAUCUUCUCAUGUUUGUUUACGUCGCUUUUGCUCUCGGAAAAAUUAAGGCUUCUAUUGUUGGCUGCUUUAGAGAAAGCAGAAUCGUAUUGAGCAUCGGUGGAAUCAUCAUAGUUAUAGCAUCGGUAGCUUGUUCUCUUGGCAUUUUCGGUUAUAUUGGCGUGCCAACUACUCUACUCACGAUCGAGGUAAUUCCUUUCUUAGUGUUGGCUGUCGGAGUUGACAAUAUUUUCAUCUUGGUGCAAAAUCAUCAGAGAAAUCCUCGGAAUAAUGAUGAAACGAUUCCGGAGCACAUUGGUCGAGUUCUAGCUGCAGUUGGACCCUCGAUGUUGCUUACUAGCACAUCCGAAUGUUUUUGCUUUCUUAUUGGAGCAUUUUCUGCAAUGCCAGCGGUGAACACCUUCGCAAUGUACGCUUCAGUGUCAAUCUUAAUUAAUUUUCUCCUUCAAAUAACGGCUUUCGUUGCUUUAUUGACCCUGGAUUCUCGGAGAGCUGAGAGCGAUCGUCUUGACUUCUUCUGCUGCAUUUCAUCCAAAGAUAAUUCGAUCAACGAGCGCAAUGGUAUCGUUCAUACAAUUUUUGAACGUACCUACACACCGUUUCUAAUGAAAACGCCAGUUAGAAUUGUCGUGAUAACGAUUUUCGUCGCCGCUCUCGCUACUCAUAUCAUCGUCUUGCCGCAAAUCGAAGUUGGAUUGGAUCAGAAGCUCUCGAUGCCCGAAGAUUCUUACGUUCUCAAAUACUUCAAGUAUAUGGAAGAUCUCUUAUCGAUGGGUCCACCUGUAUACUUUGUGCUGACCGAAGGCCUGGAUUAUAGCAAGAAGGAAGUACAGAAUAUUAUAUGCGGCGGCCAAGGAUGCAAUACGGAUUCUUUGUACACGCAGAUAUAUUCGGCUGCGAAACAAUCCAAUAUAUCCUAUUUGUCUAAAGCAGCUUCCUCUUGGAUAGAUGAUUAUCUCGAUUGGUCGAUGAUUAGUGGCUGUUGUAGAUAUUUCGAAAACAAUCAAUCGUUUUGUCCGCAUAAUAAUGGAUGGUGUAGUAAAUGUGAGAUUACUAUAGACCAGGAUAUUUCUCGUCCGGAUGCAAAAAGUUUUAGGAAAUAUAUUCCUUAUUUCGUAAAGGAUGUUCCGGAUGACAAAUGUGCCAAAGCUGGUAGAGCCUCUUAUUAUGAUGCAAUAAACUAUUACUACGACGAGUUUGGAUUGAGCAAUGUGAGCGAUUCAUAUUUCAUGGGUUAUCAUACGCCCUUAAAAAAAUCAUCUGAUUGGUAUGAAGCAUUGCAAGCUGCCAGGAUAAUAUCAGAAAAAAUUACGAAUAUGAUUAACAAUGCCAAAGUGUCUAAUAAAGAAGUUUACGUAUUUCCAUACAGUGUCUUUUAUGUGUUCUACGAGCAAUAUUUAACCAUCUGGCAGGAAACCUUGUCAUCGAUAAGUUUAUCCCUUGCUGUGAUCUUCGUAGUAACGCUAUUUCUGACAGGAUUGUCAUUAUUCUCUGCAGUGAUAGUCGUUCUUACUGUUUUGAUGAUAAUAAUCAAUCUGGCCGGCCUAAUGUAUUGGUGGAACAUAAGCUUGAACGCAGUUUCUCUCGUAAAUUUAGUCAUGGCAGCUGGUAUCUCCGUAGAAUUUUGCAGCCAUAUAGUGCAUUCAUAUAUCACAUCUGCAGCAGUGACAAGGAUCAAAAAAGCAUCGGAAGCUCUUUCUCUAAUGGGAAGUUCUGUAUUCUCUGGGAUUACUCUGACUAAAUUUGUGGGAAUCGUGGUGUUGGCGUUUGCGAAGUCGCAGAUCUUUCGAGUCUUUUAUUUCAGAAUGUAUUUAGGAAUUGUUCUGUUUGGCGCAGUGCACGGUCUAAUAUUUCUACCAGUAUUAUUAAGCUUUAUAGGACCUGUAUAAAAAUAUUUGUUAUUAUAUAGAACUGAAAAAACAACACAAAUGAACAGCACAAAUGAAACAUAGUUAACUGCCACUCCAUGUGACUUGUAAUAUAUGUUUGUUUAGAAAAAUUAGCAGUUUGAUUAAAUUAUUUCAUUAGGAUAAUGUAACUCUAAGAAAUGUUAACUUCCAAAUUGCAUUGUAUACUUUUUAAUAUGUAUGAUAAUGUUUGACUGAAUAUAUAAUUGAAUAUA
Molecule: messenger RNA, 4933 nt
Organism: Pogonomyrmex barbatus (red harvester ant)
Lineage: Eukaryota; Metazoa; Arthropoda; Insecta; Hymenoptera; Formicidae
Product: NPC intracellular cholesterol transporter 1 homolog 1b
Biological process (GO): sterol transport; cholesterol homeostasis; intestinal cholesterol absorption
Cellular component (GO): plasma membrane
Molecular function (GO): lipid carrier activity; cholesterol binding
Source: RefSeq, a predicted model, not a curated record